Molecule: messenger RNA, 1859 nt
Organism: Photinus pyralis (common eastern firefly)
Lineage: Eukaryota; Metazoa; Arthropoda; Insecta; Coleoptera; Lampyridae
Product: LARGE xylosyl- and glucuronyltransferase 2-like
Exons: 9
Coding region: 79-1812 (577 amino acids)
Biological process (GO): protein O-linked glycosylation via mannose
Molecular function (GO): xylosyltransferase activity; glucuronosyltransferase activity
Source: RefSeq, a predicted model, not a curated record
UCACCUUAUCUGUUUAUACCUUGAGAUGUGUGAACGUUGGACGAGUUUCCGACAACGUGUUGGCAUCCCAAUCUCAUAAUGAGCAUCAAACGAGUUCUUCAGUUUGUUUUGAGUCUAGUAACGCUCACAAUAAUUAUCCAACUGGUAUUAUUUACCAAUCUGCCACGCGGAACACGGUACCGUAAUCGUGACAAUUUCUUCUGCGACGCAAUUCACAUUGGAGUUCUUCACGUCACCUCCGCCACCCAACUGUACAAAACACUCAAGUUUCUGGUGUUCUAUCGAAAUUCUCCGCUUCACUUUCAUUUCUUUGUCAACGAAACCGGCGCGAAAAUUGUUAACACUCUGUUCGAAACGUGGCAUUUGCCUCAAGUGCAGAUCAGCACUUACGAGUCCAAGGAUUCAAAAUCUACUGACACCCUCGACGAAAAAUUGCAAAGCCUCCGACGUCCUGAAUUGCUAAAUCACACAGAUAGGUUAAUAGUAAUGGGGUCGAAUCUGCUAGUCAUGGGUGAUUUGCAGCAAUUUUGGGAUUUGUUCGACCACUUUCAAAUGUCGCAGGUACUAGGAGCUGUUAAACGUGGCGACAACAAAGCGGAGACUGACAUCUUCCUGUUGGAUCUAAGCAAACUGCUCUCCAUGACUGGGCCGCUUAAUUCCGCUACUGGAGUGCACUUCGCUGCUGUUAAUCCUCAGUACUUACGGUGGACUUAUGUGGAAAACAUCGUGGACAAGGACGAACUAAACUCGGUGAGGGCCAUUCUGUCAAACAUGGGUCAAGAUAUUCCACCCAGACGUAUAUCUCGCUGUACAGAUCUGCAUGAAUCGAACAGCACGGAUGCGCCAACUCUUCCGGCAUGUUCCUCACUUCCUGAAUCACAGAUGUUCAAGCGCAGAACCCUUCUGUUCAUCAGGCGUUUCAGUUACGCCCCCAAAGAACACGACGUGACCCUCGUUACUCAGUUUCCCUACGAGAAACUUGAUGUUUUCGAAGCGAUGUGUCGCAGAUGGCUUGGACCGAUAAGUGCGACAGUCUACCUUUCGGAGGCCGACUUGGAGAAGACCAUCGAUUUCAUUGAGAAGUCUUCAGAUUUAAAACGUCGCUAUAACGUAGCGUACCACGCCGUUUUUAAAAGAGGGGAAUUUCGGCCAAUGAAUUACCUAAGAAAUGUUGCUCUACGCAACGUCGUCACGUCGCACGUCUUCUUAGCGGAUAUCGAUUAUUUGCCGAUGUCAAAAUUGCACAAAACGCUAUUGCCGUACCUUGCAAAGAUGGCGACGCACAAGAAGGCAUUGGUAAUUCCGGCGUUUGCAACCAAUGGGUCCAAACCGGUGAGCCCACUUACAGUAGAUGAGUUAAAAGAGGCUUGGGAUAAGAGGUUUAUUAUCCCGCUCCCAGAGAAAACGCUCGGUUCUGAGCACCUUCCCACCGAUUACAAGAGGUUGAGAAAUGCGACAGAACCAUAUACGAUACAAUGGAAACCUAACCAUGAUCCUUGCAUAGUCGUCCAAAGUAACGUUGUUGAAUAUGACGAAAGGUUUUUCGGAUAUGGUCACGGCAGAGUAUCGCACAUUUUAGAAUUGCAUACCCAAAAUUAUGAGUUUAUCGUGUUACCCAAUACUUUUGUGGUAUAUCUUGAUCACCUAAAAGGUCGAGAUUACGAACAGUUCGCAAAAGAUGACUAUCGAUCAUGUCUCCAAGCGAUAAUUGAACAAAACGUCGAUGAUCUCAACCGAAAGUAUGGCACUAAGUAUAACAUUACGAACCUGUAUGGAGAACCUACGAAAUCAAGUGUUGUAAAUACUACAUAAGGCCGCCACUAAACCUGCAGGUGCAAUAAAAUGCCUACCUACGUUAC